AUGAGUAACCGGGCCAAAGUUGCGACAUGCGUCAACUGUCGACAAAUGAAAGUAAGUCCUUCCGCUUUCCGUGUCUAUGACAGAAGUUGCCUUGGCAAUUGUUCUAGAGCACAACCAGGACAGAACAAUGAUCGCAAAUUAUGGUUAGGGCUAAUAUGAACCUAGGUGAGAUGCGACGCGAAAGUACUUUUCCCCGCCGCGUGUUCAAGAUGUGGCAAAAAAGGCUUGAGAUGCUUCAUUGACCCUUCGUUUCAAAGGACUGCCAAACGAAAGUAAGUCUCGAAUUUAUCAGAAUCGGUCAAGCGAUGUAGUCCUGUUCUUACACUUAAUCAAAGGCGGGCAGAGGAAUUGGAGAAGGAGCUGAGAGAGAUCAAGGUUACUUCGUUCGCUUCCAAUUCGAAAACCACUGCAGCACCAGAAGAUAAUCUUCCAGGAUCUCCCACUGAACAACCACGAGCCGCUCUAGUCUCCAGCUCAGCGUACCCGGAAUAUAGUUCUGCUGUUCCAAGUUCAGCGUUUGCGGCUCAAAGAAUUGGCGAGAUAGAAGUGUCGCCAGCCGAAAUAGCAGAGAUAAUUAGCGCGUAAGUGGUUUGAUCAGAAACAAGCUUUAGGUAUCUAAUGAUUUUAUUAGAUACUUUUCUUUUUGCCAUGAAGGCUUUCCGAUCCUACCUGAUCUGCUGUACUUUGUUCGAGGAUACAACCGAUGCAAAUUCCUCUUCUGGGUCGUUAUCGCUAUCGGCUCGAAGAGUACUGAGAAUCACGAGCAGCUGUACACCCAAUUGCGCCCUCAUAUCCGUCUUCUUGCUAGUGACUUGGAUGGGGCGGUUGAACAUGCCUUGGGGACUGUGCAGGCUCUUUUACUCCUUUGCUGGUGGCCUUUUCCAUUCCAGGCAACCCGGAAUGAUCCAUCCUGGAGUUAUUCUGGACUUGCGGUACAUCUUGCGUUGAGAUCCGGGAUACACCGCCCUCAUCACUUCUCAGACUUCAUGUAUAACGACCGUCUAGAUGAUGCUGGAAUCCAGGCGUUUCGAAAAGCUUGGAUUGGCUGUUUCAUCGUGAACCAACUGUAAGUGCAUCUCAUUCCAUCGAUAAGCAUCCGGUCGUGCUGUUGACGAGCUUAAUAUGAUAGGCUUGCAAGUGAGUUGGGUGUCCCAUCCACUGUCCCUGUAGACAAUACAAUUGUUUCUGCGUUGGACGGUCGGGCAUCGAGCAGGUUACCCAAGCCACUCGAACACCAUCUGAGAAUUGCUUAUCAUAGCUACAACAUCUGCAACACAUUAGGAAACAGCGAUGCCACAACUUCGGGACUAGUCCACGGUAGCAUCGGAAUUAUUAAAAUUCUUGAAAAGGGGCUUCAGGAGCUAGAGAUUCAACUCGCGCCGGAUAUGACGGCGCAUGCAGAAAUUGCCUUGCUCAGGGUCAAACUUCAACUGCAGUCAUUUGUGUUUACGGAUGACCCAAUGGUAGAAGUGAUCUCCGUAUCGAGAAUAGAGCGGCUGAUCAUCUAUCCAAGGUUGAAACAUACUCCACAAAGAUAAUAGACCUGGCAGCCCAAGCCGCCCCCGUUCGAUCAACACCUCGUAUUUGGACUAUAAUACUUAGGACGUCUGUCGUAUAUGCCGCACAUAUACUGCUUAGGCUUCUCGCGUAUUCCGAGAACCUGGACGGUGGCCUUAUCCAAAACUCCAUUGGUCAGGCUUGGAUGCUCUUCAACUCCCAGUCGGAACUGGAAAAUGACAGCUGGGCGCGUCUCCGUGAGAUCAUUACCUACCUGAGUCGCAUAGGUACCAGUCAGAACACUCCUGGCGCUUCGUCCGUGAGGGCUAGGAUGUCGGCAAACAUUGCCAUUGAGACUGUCUGGCGAGCUCGCGGGCGCUUCAGCGAGGAGGUUCUCCGUGAGAAGCCCAGUGACUACACCGAAGCCGAAGCUAUGAGAGAUCUGAUGCGAUUUGGGCUUGAUCUAAUCAUUGGAGAUGACCCGUUUGAGGAAACUGACCCUACGCUACUUCAGGGGUCUCUACUCCCAGUGGAUGA
Clonostachys solani is the source of this 2034-nucleotide messenger RNA. NCBI's taxonomy places the organism in Eukaryota, Fungi, Ascomycota, Sordariomycetes, Hypocreales, Bionectriaceae. The record is from the annotation of a GenBank genome assembly.